This is a messenger RNA of Brassica oleracea var. oleracea, 2373 nucleotides long. RefSeq lists its product as uncharacterized. The transcript is spliced from 6 exons. NCBI's taxonomy places the organism in Eukaryota, Viridiplantae, Streptophyta, Magnoliopsida, Brassicales, Brassicaceae. The record is from RefSeq and is a predicted model, not a curated record. Bases 1 to 2373 code for a protein of 790 amino acids.
AUGACUCUAUCUCAGCGUCUUUUGGUCGCUGAUGCUCAUAGGAUGAUUCGUGAUGAAGACGCCGAUCGUGUUGAAGUCGGGAGCAGUGAUGUGAGCGGAAGUGAGGAUAGAGGGAGAGAUCAAGGCGAUACUGCGACUGGUUCCGAACAUGGCGACGCUGAUGAGUCUGAUCGUCGUGGGGGGAACGUGUUUGGAUCUUCUGCUUCUCAUCAUACCGUGAGGGAUCUGUUAAGGGCGAGCGGCGGUGCUGGCGUUACUUACAUCAUUCCGUCUGCCGAGCAGCAUCCCGGAUCGGCUCCGGUCGGUUACCAAUGUGUGUAUGAGUCCUAUUUCGGGGAUCAUACGAAGCUAUGGUUCCCGAUUCCUCGGUUAGUGACAUCCUACGCAUUCCGCCAAGACAUUUCCAUCUCUCAACUUUUGAACGGGUCGCUGCGAAUAGCCGUCAUGCUAAUGGUAAUGGCAGCUGAGAUGGACAUCUCGAUGAGCGUGAGGGUCUUCGAGGAGUUGACUUUCACGAAGGCGCAGCCAAACGGGAUCUUCUCGGUGAAAAUGCGUUUGAACUACAACGUCUUGACCGUUCGUCAUCCGAAUACGAUCGCCUACCCCGAGAAGUUUUUCGAAAGUGCUCAACCGAUCGCGGCGCAUAGUCAUCUUCGUUGGCCGGAUCUUAGUCGGGAGUGGAUACGUCGUCAGCAAGCUAGGAUCGCUAGAGUUGAUUGGGAGUCGAGGCUUCCUUGCGUUCUCGGUCCUCGUAAGUCGCGCCUCCCUUUGUUUACUCGCAAACAACAGAGACUUCUCGACAAAGCCAUAGAAAUGGACGGAGUUCUGGAUCUAAGCGCUCUGUUGAAAGGAAAGUUGCAGCUGCUCACGAAGAAGUCGACUACAGUCGAUCCUCAGGGACCGUCUAACUCCGGAGUUGACGUCACUUCCGAAGGUGGUGGAACCUCCCGAGAAGGAGCCUCCAGAGAAGGAGCCUCCAGAGAGGAGGGCCCUAUUGCAACCGACCAGGGGGGCACGGCAGAGACUUCUGCUUCUGGUCCCAAGAAGAAGAAAAAGACCAAAAGGACUAAGGUGGGAGCGACCGACGAGGUUCCUCCCGAAGAGUCUGCUCCCCUCGAUGCGACUUCCGAGGGUUCGAAGUCCAAAAAGAAGAAGGAUGGGAGAAAAAGGUCUCGUGGCGGGGCAGAAGGGCAAGAGGCCGUUUUAGUCGGGGCGGCAUUAGAUGGUCACCCGAGGAAGAGAACUAAGAGCUGUGCGGAGCUGAUGCGUGAAAUUCGUGGUGGGACGAAGGAGAUGCCGCAAUUGGAAGACCUUUACUUCAAGAAUGAAUACAUCGACGCUGCUUCCUCGAGAGCGCGGAGUGACGGGAGCAUGAACUUUCUUGUUGAGAAAUACGACAGCGCCCUGAAGCAGACGAUGAUCCAGUUGGGAUCUUCGGACAAGCUCGCUCAAGCAAGAUUGAAGGCCAUUGAGAGGGUAAGGGCUGAGCAUAAGAAGGCUAACGAGAAGGCUGCGAAGGAGAAAGAAGUUCUUCGAGUGAAGUUCGAAGAGCUGGAGGGUAAGCUCAAAUCCGCCGGCGCGGCCAAGAAAGAGCUUGCCCGAGAGAACACCCGUUUGGAGCAAGCGACUGCGACCCUUGAAAAGGAGAAGACUGAGCUACUCGAGGAAAGGGACGCUGCGGUUGAGAAAUUGAUCAGAGAGAGGCAACGCUUGAGAGACUCCCGGGGACUCGAGGUUACUCGUGAGAGGGAAAGGGUCAAAGCUGCUAUGAUCGAGAAGGCAAACCGCUGCUUUGGUCACGUGCGCGACCAUUUAACUCACUUGGACGCCUUUGGGAAAGUGAAGAAUCUGUACGGUCAAGCUUUGGGGACGAGGAAGUGCUUCGAGAUGAUAAAGGCAAGUGGGACGGAGAUCCCGCAAGAAAUGAUCGACGUUUUUGCCGAGCAGGAGAAACUCUACGAGGCAGAGGCUACGAAAUUUUGUGUAGGUCCGCUGUCUGAUAGCGACCUCACUCUUUCUCCGCUGGUUCUCCCUUCUCGUUUCGUCGAGGACAAGUUUAGAGCGUCGUUUGAUCAUUAUGGAUCGAACGUAGAUUUGAUCGGACCAGGGAUGGUUUCUCAGCUCAUCACCUCGCUCGAAAUUACCGAGGAUCCAUCGGAGGAGCCAUUGGUCGAUGUCACGUCGGUCCCGGCCGAGCGCGUCGGGGUCCCGGAGGGAGGUGGUCCUGGUGAACCUCCAGAGAACGAGAACCUGGAGGAGGUCCCCGGGAGGGAGAACCUUGAGAUAGGCAACACUCCGGUUCGAGAGGAAGAGGCCGGGAACGUGGGCAUCGAGGAUCCUGUCCUCGUCUUGGAUUCUUCUUCUGAAGGAUGA